AUUUUGAAUGUCUGGUCCGUUCCUCCUUCCGUCGAGUGAGAAGGCUGCACUUGUUUUCUGGUAUCGUAACGGCUGGUGAGUGUGAGCUCGAUUUAACCGACUGAACGACUUCGUACAUGACCGUUGAGCUCGGCGCGGUCAAGCCGCUCGGGUUUAUUCGCGUUUGCGCGGGUUGACUCUGGGCUGGAUAGGAAGUGGAGCGCACAGGCUAAUGCUAAUGCUAACGCUAACGCCUGUGCACCGGGACGCUGUCAUAAGCUGAGGCGCUAACGGUCGCUCAACAAAGCUGAACUUCCACAAGCGGCGUGAGAUCCCAGUUACACUGUAGUUUAUAAACGUUUCAGUGUGUUUAAGAUAGAGGUGUGUGUUCAAUCCUCCGUUAAAUCGACGCUCGAUUCGAGGCCCGACUAGACUCCAGGCAGUUAGCAACGGACACACGCAGCACUUCAUUCACCGACAUCACGGAGGAGUGACACAGAGGAUGCCAGCUCCGAUCAGACUGCGGGAGCUGAUCCGGACAAUCCGGACGGCUCGAACCCAGGCCGAGGAGCGGGAGAUGAUCCAGAAAGAGUGUGCUGCCAUUAGGUCAUCCUUUAGAGAAGAGGACAACACAUACCGCUGUAGAAAUGUGGCUAAGCUGCUUUAUAUGCACAUGUUGGGCUACCCGGCACACUUUGGCCAGCUGGAGUGCCUGAAGCUGAUUGCAUCACAGAAAUUUACAGACAAACGGAUAGGAUACCUGGGAGCCAUGCUACUUCUGGACGAGAGGCAGGACGUCCAUCUGUUAAUGACAAACUGCAUCAAGAAUGACUUGAACCACAGUACACAGUAUGUGCAAGGACUAGCCUUGUGCACCCUGGGCUGCAUGGGCUCAUCCGAAAUGUGCCGUGACUUAGCUGGAGAAGUGGAGAAACUCCUCAAAACGUCAAACUCCUAUCUGAGGAAAAAGGCAGCUCUGUGUGCGGUUCACGUCAUCCGCAAAGUCCCGGAGCUGAUGGAGAUGUUCCUGCCAGCAACAAAAAACCUGCUCAGCGAGAAAAAUCAUGGAGUUCUCCACACGUCUGUUGUUCUGCUCACUGAAAUGUGUGAGCGAAGUCCUGACAUGCUCUCUCACUUCAGGAAGAAUGAGAAGCUGGUUCCACAACUUGUACGAAUCCUGAAGAACCUGAUCAUGUCAGGCUACUCCCCUGAGCACGAUGUGUCUGGCAUCAGUGACCCUUUCCUGCAGGUGCGGAUAUUGAGGCUACUGAGAAUUCUGGGAAAGGGUGAUGAUGAUUCUAGUGAAGCUAUGAAUGACAUUCUUGCACAGGUUGCAACAAACACAGAGACGAGUAAAAAUGUAGGCAAUGCUAUCCUCUACGAAACGGUUCUUACUAUCAUGGACAUCAAAUCAGAGAGUGGACUUCGGGUUUUAGCAAUUAACAUUCUGGGACGUUUUCUUCUCAACAAUGACAAAAACAUCAGAUAUGUGGCAUUGACCUCUCUACUGAAGACCGUGCAGACAGACCACAAUGCUGUGCAGAGACAUCGAAGCACUAUCGUGGACUGCUUGAAAGACCUUGAUGUGUCCAUUAAAAGGCGUGCGAUGGAGCUGAGCUUUGCCCUGGUUAACGGCAACAACAUCCGGGGCAUGAUGAAAGAGCUUCUGUAUUUCCUGGACUCCUGUGACCCUGACUUCAAAGCGGACUGCGCAUCAGGGAUCUUCCUGGCUGCUGAGAAGUAUGCACCCUCCAAAAGAUGGCACAUAGACACCAUUAUGAGGGUUUUGACCACGGCAGGGAGUUAUGUCCGAGAUGACUCUGUGCCCAACCUCAUCCAGCUCAUCACAAAUAGUGUAGAGAUGCAUGCCUACACUGUACAGAGACUCUACAAAGCCCUCCUGGAUGACAUCUCUCAGCAACCUCUAGUACAGGUGGCAUCCUGGUGCAUAGGAGAGUAUGGAGACCUGUUGGUUUCAGGCCAGUGUGAGGAGGAGGAACCCAUUCAGGUUUCUGAAGAUGAGGUCCUGGAUGUUUUAGAAGGUCUUCUCGUUUCUAACUUGUCCACCCCUGUAACGAGAGGUUAUUCCCUGACUGCUAUCAUGAAGCUGUCCACCCGUUUCAGCAGCCUGAAUCGAAUCAAAAAAGUGGUGUCGAUAUACGGCAGCAGCAUAGAUGUGGAGCUGCAGCAGAGAGCUGUGGAGUAUAACGCACUUUUCAAAAAAUAUGAUCACAUGAGACCUGCAUUACUAGAGCGAAUGCCUAUUAUGGAGAAAACUGCCACUAACGGCCCAUCAGAGACUGUCCAGACCAAUGGAGAAACAGAUUCAACCAUCCUGGACACAAAACAUCUGCCCAGCAUCAGUCAACCAGCCAGUCAGGCAAAUGAUUUAUUAGACCUACUCGGAGGUAAUGAUGUGGUACCUAUUAUCCAAACAACGGUUCCCACAAAGCCUGCGUCAGCUGGAGGAGAACUGCUGGAUCUGCUGGGAGACCUUUCUCUGACAGGUGGUCCGACCCCCACCCCUGCUUCCUCUGUGCCCAUGUCCCAGCCCCCUUUCCUUUUGGACGGUCUCACCUCGCAACCCCUCUUCAAUGACAUUGCAGCGGUCAUUCCGCCAAUGACGGCGUACAACAAAAACGGUCUGAUAAUUGAGUUCACAUUUGAGAGGUCCAACCCCAACCCCAAUAUUGCAGUUAUUACCAUCCACGCCACCAACUCCACUGAGGCUGACAUGACAGAAUUUGUGUUCCAGGCUGCAGUACCAAAGACAUUCCAGCUGCAGCUUCUGUCCCCCAGCAGUAAUGUAGUUCCAGCAUUCAACCAGGGAAGCGUCACGCAGGUCAUCAGGGUGCUCAACCCUCAGAAGCAACAGUUGCGAAUGCGGAUCAAGCUGACAUACACUCACAAAGGCUCUCCUGUACAAGACCUGGCCGAGGUCAACAAUUUCCCCCCUCAGUCCUGGCAGUGAUUCGCCUCCCUUCUGAAUCUUAAAGACCCCCAGCAAGGGAACUAUGGGAAAGAUGUCCCCUCCCCAUUCCCAAAUGAUCCCCCGUGACAUCACCACAGACCGCUGCCCUGGGGUUGCAUGGGAAGCAGUGGAAUCUUCCUGACACAGUCAAGAGUUGAUGGUAUGAAGACUGAUGAUGAUGACGAUUACAGUGACAAUGAUGAAGAAAAAUCACAAAUAUCUCAGUACAUAUCUUUUCAUUUGUUUCUUUUCCCGUCUGUCUUUCUCUCUGCUUCGGGGUUAGUGCAGAAUGUCCAUACUCACACUUGCACUUAGCGUUGUGCACUCUCACUUAAUCUGUCCCUGUAGUACACUCCGGCUCACCCUGCCGCCCAGGGCCCUCACAUGGGCAAACAUCACUCGUGGCCACUAUACGAAGGAGCUACUUGUCUGUUUUGUUUGAUUUUGUCCAUGUUUUUAAUCUUGUUAAUGGGUUUGGUGUAUUUUAAGAAAAACAAAAACAACAACAUAACUGAAUUUAAUUGCAAAGUCUGAACAUUUGCACCUUUAAGCAUUUCAGAAUCAAGAGGAAAAUGGGUUGUGAUGGUGGCGCCUUAAAUCAUCGUUGUACAUGACAUUUCGUAAUUUUCGUGUAAGGUUGAUCUAAUGUCCUGUAAUAAAGUAUAUCAGAUGAAUGCUCCGGAUACAAGCUAUGUUGUGGCUGCACCGUAUUUCACAUGAAAGCGUAAUGUACACACUAACAGAUCUGUCCAGAAGUGCUUGACCUUCAUCACAUGUAUCAUCAUGAACAGGCAACAGCUCAUACCUUGAUUUUCUUGAUUUUUGAGCAGGACAGCGUCUAAAUGACACUGGAGCAUCUCUUCUUGAGGUGACUGAGAGAGAAGGUGUUGCUCGUUACUGUUUGCGUAGCUUACAUCACCCAAUAGUUUUGCAUCAUCAAAGCUGCACACUUGUCCCCAAAACCCUUAAUUUGGCAUAUAGUUGUUUUGUUUGCCUCUACUCAUCAAAGAUGGUGUGUUCUUGUAUUGUUUUUUUAAAUCUUAAAAUACAUUUAUAUAGAUUGAAAAUAGCCUACACUAAAGAAGUUUUCAGUUUUAAGAUUUUUUUUAGCUCAAUCCUUAAGCAUUGAAAUCUAUUAAAAAUGUAGUUGAAGAGCGUGAUCUUAAUUCAAAUUGAUUUCUCACUAAAUUAACACAACUAGAGGCCCGGCGACGUGUAAUGAGGUUAUGGUCAGCGUAGAUGCUGUUAAUAUAGACUAUUAAUAUAAGGCCUUCAUGAAUGUAGUUAUAUGCACUGAAUGGACUUUUUUCUUUUUGACUUUGUGCAGUGAUUUGAAGUAUGGAAAUAUUGCCUGAACUAAAGCAAUGUGCCUUUGUCAUAACCAGUUAAAAAGAAAGCCCUGAGAGAUGAACGGUUAUCGUUACAUGACGUCUGAAGAGUAGAGGACCUUUUUGGUUUGCUGUCAUUUCACUCGAUUUCUCGUUCAGAGGGCGUCUUAAGUGCGUACUGUCUGCGUGCGUUAGUGUCUCUUCUUGCAGCUUCCAAAGGCAGUUCGCUACAUUAACCUGAAUAUACCUCACAUUGUCUUCUUGUUUUGUCUUUGUAUGCUCGGAAGAGCACUAUGAUUGUUUCAUCAAGUCAUCGAAAUCCUCACUUCGCAUCCGUACCCUCACGUCAUCUCGCGCUGCUCUGUUUCCUUCAUCACUUUGCGUGAUUACAUUCGCUAUGCCACACUGAAGUCUGGUGACCAAAUCAAGAGAUGUUCUUUGGGCUUGGGAAAAAUUUUAACAAUGUUAUGUAUAUGGAGAAAAAAAAAAAGACUUCUCAUUCUAUUAGCCUCUUUGUUUUUUGUUUGCGAUUCUUUCGAUUUCUUGGCUUUUUCUGUACAUACCGAGGGCUUUUAAGAUGCAUCAGCUGUUUCUUUUCAUCCCUUUUUAAGAUCCCGUUUUCUAAGACUUCCUUCCAGUGCUGCACAGUGUAUAAUGUUUGAAGCUGUCCCUCAGAAAAUAGUCUAAUUUAACAACUUACCUGUUUGAUUGAUUGUUUAUUGGAAAGAAACUGUACUAUGUGCUGCCUGUAUAUUGUAUAUAAUUGUAAAACGCAUCAACCAGAUCAAAUCAAAUAAAAAUCCCAUUUGAAGAUCAAUGACGUUCAGCUAGGGGUGUAAUGUGCACAUGAUCUUGAGUUGGCUUUGUUUUAACUAGAUGUGCAGUGGAUCGCAGUCAUUUACUACUGAAAAAAUUAAAUGCUGCUUAUGGGCAUAUUAUUUGAUGGCCUCCAGCUGACCCCCCCCCCCCCCAUGUACUCCCAGUUUUACAUAAUGCAAUUUAAAGGGAUAAUUUAGUUCACCCAAAAAAUAAGUCCUUUACUCACCCUCAUAUCACUCUAAACUUACAUGAAUGACUUUCUUCUGUGGAACACAAUAGAAUAUAUUUUGAAGAAUGUGUAAACUGUCCAUAUCAAGACUAGACUCCAUUGAUUUCCAUUAUAUGGAGACGUUUUUAAGUUUCAGCAUCAUUUGUGUUCUACAGAAGAAAGUCAUACAGGUUUGAAGUGACAUGAACUGCACUCUUAAAAACAAAGGUGCAUCAUGACGCCGUAGAAGAACAUUUUUUGUCUAAAUGGUUCCAUGAACCUUUAACAUCUGAAGAACCUUUUGGUUUCGUAAAAAGUGGCUAAAGAAGGUUCUUCAGAUUAUAAAAAGAUAAGAAAGAGAUGACCUUUGACUGAAUGCUUCUUUGAGGAACCAAAAAUGGUUCUUCUGUGGCAUCGCUGUGAAGAACCUUUAAAGCACCUUUAUUUUUAAGAGUGUAUCUUCAGACCCCUGCUACAUUGAGGAAAGCUUAAAAACCAAAGUCUCUAGUUACAGUUUUCCCAUAAACCACCUCUACUGAUGUUUCCAUGCAGUUUAGGCUCAUGCAUAUUCCCAAAAAGGUUUUUCUUUUUUUGAAGCACUUGGAGUUGAGGCAAAACUUCAUAUAAAAUGCUGUCGGGUAAAAGCGAAAUAUCCCUGAUGUGAAAACAUGGUCUCGUCCCUGAAUGUUUCGAUGCCUCUCGAAUGAACUUGCAUUACAUUAACUGGCCGCCUGCGGUUGAGAGGUGCGUAACAAUAGUAAAUGGCGAUGAAAUGGCACCGUGUGAGAGCAGUUUAAAAAUCCGACUUUCUGAAUCUUCUGCUUUUUACACCAAGACCUUUGUGCGUUGAAGAGGGCAAAACGACCGUCUGUGAACUUGCCGAAUCUCUCAGCAGGUUUCCCAACACCAAACGAUGAUUUUUUUUUUUUCAGCCGCAUGUGAAAAAAGCAAUGUAAAUAUUGUCACUUCUACUCUUUAUGUAAACAUCCUGAAGUAAUGCAAGCUAAGUUCGAAUUCUCAAGUCACCACUAUUCACUAUAUCUUGCGAUACAUGCACAGACCUUUGUACAUUUGGAAAUAUACUGUUGAUUCUUUAAUUAAUCUUCAUUAAGAAGCAGUCGGGGGGACUGGGUGUAACUGCUUGACCAGGUGGACUUUGUAUCACAUGCUUGGACGAUUGCCUUCUCCAUCAGAAUCCCUUUGUAAUCUGUAAAGGUAUCGGUUGUUUUUGAAGUGUAUCUAUACAUGUGCCCCCUACUCAGAUAUUUUACACUUGCUGUUGAACACAUCUGAACUCGUGCAGGAGGGGAGGACGACCCCAGUGAGUCUGACAUGAUGAACGAUCCUCGAGGAGCGAGUGCUGGACUGAGUUCAUGAUGAUGGAUGAAAAUGACAUGGGAUAUUUUAGACUUAUGCUGUGUAUUAUUGUCUUUGGGUUGGAGAAAAUGAUCAAAUGAAAUAAAACGGUCAAACUUGA
Cyprinus carpio (common carp) is the source of this 6782-nucleotide messenger RNA. RefSeq names its product adaptor related protein complex 1 subunit gamma 1. Gene Ontology annotation, biological process: receptor-mediated endocytosis; intracellular protein transport; Golgi to vacuole transport. Gene Ontology annotation, molecular function: clathrin-cargo adaptor activity. The transcript has 24 exons. Gene Ontology annotation, cellular component: AP-1 adaptor complex; membrane coat; Golgi apparatus. Bases 482 to 2950 code for a protein of 822 amino acids. Lineage: Eukaryota; Metazoa; Chordata; Actinopteri; Cypriniformes; Cyprinidae. The record is from RefSeq and is a predicted model, not a curated record.